GUAUAGCGUAGUUCUCUGUGUGUGUUUAUGUGUAUGUUUCUGUAUGUGUAGGUGCUCCCACUGCGUAAUCGCUGUUGCCGCACUUGUUUAUGUCGCUGCUCUGAUCAAGUCGGUAUUUCACUUGGCCAGUCUUCUUUUAUUUUUUACACCAUGGCUAGCGGCUACUCGUGGGUUUACUUUGAGGAUAAAAUGGAAGUAGUAAAAGACAAGUUGAUGGAAGUCCAAGAAUUCUACAACUGGACACUUUCAUUUUCUGAUCCAAGAGUUGCUGAUUGGCCCUUAAUGGAUGGAGUCUCAAAUACCCUUGCAUUAUCAGGACUCUAUCUUUUGAUUGUCUGGUGUGGUCCUAUGUACAUGCACAAACGAAAGCCAUUUGUUUUAAAAUGGCCCCUAUUCAUCUAUAACAUUGUACUAAUUGCAUUGAACUUGCAUAUAUGUAUUGAGCUACUGAUCGGAUCCUACCGUGCUGGCUACAACUACCUUUGUCAGCCUGUUUCAUACAGCCUUGAUCCAAACGAGAUGAGAAUUGCCAAAGCAAUAUGGUGGUUUUAUGUUUCCAAGCUGAUAGAAAUGCUUGACACAGUUUUCUUCAUUUUGCGCCAAAAGAACGAACAGAUAACAUUUCUUCACGUCUACCAUCACGUCACUAUGUUCCCUAUAUGGUGGAUUGGGACCAAAUGGGUCGCUGGUGGCCAGUCAUUUUUAGGAGCAUUACUGAACUCUUCUAUUCACGUUAUGAUGUAUUCCUAUUACGGUCUAUCUGCACUUGGUCCAGCAAUGCAGAAGUACCUUUGGUGGAAGCGCUAUCUCACAAUUGUGCAGCUGGUACAGUUUGUUGUUGGUAUGAUCCACGCUUCCCAGUCUCUCCUUUUAAGCUGUAAUUUUCCUGUCUGGAUGCACUGGGCACUUAUCUUCUACGGGAUGUCUUUGUUGCUAUUGUUUCUUAACUUCUAUUAUAAAUCUUACAUUCUUAAAAAGAAAAAUAGAAAGAAGAAUGCUUCCUCUAAUUCUAAAAAAUCUUUACCGAAGGAAACCAAUAACUCGAAGAAAGCUGAUAAUAAACACAUUUCGAAAGACUCUGUUGCAUCUCGCCGCAAAACGCAUGCAAAAAAUCAUUAACAAAUUCCAUAUCUUAAGUUGUGUGUUCUCUUUCCCUCUGUUGCCAGUUGUAAAAAAUAUAUAUUUUUUAAUUUCAGUUAAAAUUUUGUUUAUUUUUGUUAUGUUUGUUUAGUUUCUAUAGUUGUUUUUGAUGAUGCAUCCUUCAUCUCCAUCUAUUGAUGAUAUUAAUUGCCUAUUUGGUGUAUUCUUCAAUGGUAUCACAACUGCUAUUAAAAAAUACUAUUAGAUAAAGUGAACUGCUGUUAAUGGUGGCCUUAAAUGACAGUUAUACGUUCUUGUCUCAAAAUCUAUCGAAACCACAGCUCCAGAUGUUCAAGAUGUUGACUGAAACAUUUGAUAUUCACCUUGUCUUCAAGAUGCAUUCCAGAUGUUCAGUGACUUUCACUGACUCCAAGCUGUCAACCCUUAUUCUACAUUGACUGUUGAAGCAUAUGUGAAUAUACGAAAUCUCUAUAUCAAAGCUUCAAGAAUCCACAAGUUUUUUUAAUGUAGAUGACAAUUGAAGAAGUAUAUUCUGAGCAUUUACAUUUUUUUUUAUGUGUGUGUCACACUUUUGAAUAUUUUCAUUGUAGUUCAAAUGUUAAUAUACUUACCUUUGCCAAACUUCUUGUUAUUCAAACAAUUCAUUGAUGUUUCCAUUUAUGCAGUCAUUUAAUUUUUUUCAAUAGCACAUGUAAAUUUACAAAGUAUAAUUCAAUUUUUCUUGAGUGCAUACAACCAAGGUGGACUCAAAUAUACCUACAGUUUUUGAAGAUGGCUUUUUUGUGUUUAUAGCAUCUUCCCCUUAUUGUAGACUGUUCUUGUUGUUUGUUAUAUAGAAGUGGGGCUGGGAUCAGUUAGAAUUUCCCACUUUAGGUGGCUAGAUAGUUUUACUGAAGCUAGGCUAGUGAAAACGACCCCGCUGCCUUCUCUGUGUGUGCAGCCGAAGGAUAUUCUGUACCACUGUUACAUGUCCAGUGAUAUAACAUGUAGUCCGUUCCGUUACUUUGGUCAUCCAUGACCGCUGGACCGGAGAUAAUUAUUCCUUUUGCAAUUAUUUCUCCUUUUGUGAUUGCAGUAUAAUUGAAAUGAUAUAUCUAUAUCAAGCUGAUGGAAUUUUCUGUUUUACUUUGGAAAUAGAUACCAUUUUCCCUCAAUUCUGCUCAUUCAUCAACUCUGCAUUAUAAAUAAAAAUUAAUUAAUGAUCUAAAUAUUUUGUAUGUCAAACAUUUAAUUAAUUCCAUUGUUUUAAGUUCAUUGAGUUCCAUCUCAUUUCCGAAGUUGUAUCUAUUUGACAAAGAAGUUCUUGACACGACAAUAAGGGUAGAUCUUUCGAACAAAACCUCUUCACAAAGCUGUACUAAACAAUUUCAACAAAUUAAUAAAAUUAGUUACAAAU
Octopus sinensis (East Asian common octopus) is the source of this 2497-nucleotide messenger RNA. Its product is annotated as elongation of very long chain fatty acids protein 4. The transcript has 8 exons. Lineage: Eukaryota; Metazoa; Mollusca; Cephalopoda; Octopoda; Octopodidae. Gene Ontology annotation, molecular function: fatty acid elongase activity. The record is from RefSeq and is a predicted model, not a curated record. Bases 151 to 1119 code for a protein of 322 amino acids. Gene Ontology annotation, biological process: fatty acid elongation, saturated fatty acid; sphingolipid biosynthetic process; very long-chain fatty acid biosynthetic process. Gene Ontology annotation, cellular component: endoplasmic reticulum membrane.